CAAGCAGCUUGCAUAUAGUAUGCUGGAAAUGGUGCUUGUUUCAGUCUUUCCAGAAUUAAGUGAUGUGAUGCUCGACAUUCAUGACAAGGCACGUAAACAGUCCUAAGAAUGAUCAAUGAAGGCGUCGACGCAAUUGCUACCGAACGAAGGGGCCCGUUUUGGUUCCCAUCACCUUAUCUACAUCCCGCUGCUUGGCGACAAUAUGAAGUGAGCUCGAAUUCUCUUCUGCACUGCAAUUGGAAUGCGUAUCCGAGCCAUGUCGAGUGGGAGAUCGAUGGUAAGACAAGUCGGUGCCACUUGAUCAAUAGUAGAUGCUUGCCGCGUGACCGGGUUGACCAAUGGGAUCGGGCACCAAACAUCAUGGCGAACUCCUCCCGUGGCAGCCGCGACACCUCCGGCAGUGGCGGCGGCGGCUGCUGCUGCAAACUCCUCUGCAGCCUUGUUCAGCUCGUCAUCUCCCUCGGCCUCGUCGUCUUGAUCUGGUGGCUCAUUUUCCACCCUCGCCUCCCCCGGGCGUCCGUCCAAGAGGCCCAGCUCAUGUCGUUCAGCCUCGCCGACAACUCCACCGCCCUCCUCUUCAACCUCACCGUCGGCCUCGCCCUCCGCAACCCCAACAAGCGCGUCGGCAUCUACUAUGACUCCUUGGUGGUUGCCGCCCUCUACCACGGGGUUCUGCUGCAAACGGCGCCGCUCCCGACCUUCUACCAGCACCACAAGAACACCACCGCGUUCCGCCCGGAGUUCGGCGGCAAAGCGACCGACGCCGGCUCCGUGGCCGUGUUCUACGGGAAAGAGAAGUCGGAGCGGACGGACUUUAACUUCGAGGUGAAGCUCCGCGCCAGGAUGAGGAUGAAGGUGUGGUUCAUCAAGAUCGGCCACUUCAACCCCGUGUUCGACUGCAAGGUGCGCGCCCUGGUGCCGCAGGACGGCGGCAUGUCCGCCACGUUCCGGGUCUCGGAGUGCGACCGUUGAUCCACCGCCUUGUGAUUUCCCUUGGUGAGGGGAAGCCAUUCAUCUUUCGUUCUUGUGUUGUGUCGUUGGCUGCAAGAGGCCAUGUGAGGCCGCGUGUUGUUUGGACCUGUUUCCGUCUUGCUUAUGAUAUCAAUUCAUUGACUCCUCCGAAGUCGUUCUUUUU
Musa acuminata AAA Group (dessert banana) is the source of this 1135-nucleotide messenger RNA. RefSeq names its product NDR1/HIN1-like protein 10. The coding region runs from base 109 to 972 and encodes 287 amino acids. NCBI's taxonomy places the organism in Eukaryota, Viridiplantae, Streptophyta, Magnoliopsida, Zingiberales, Musaceae. The transcript has 5 exons. Gene Ontology annotation, biological process: defense response to other organism. The record is from RefSeq and is a predicted model, not a curated record. Gene Ontology annotation, cellular component: plasma membrane; plasmodesma.